AUGACAGAGGAAGUUCUUUUAGCUAAAGAAAUAGAGGCACUUAAAGACCAAAUAACGAAUUUAAAGGCGGCAAUUAAUGCUUUACAGGAAGAUACGGAGAAAAAAGAAGUCGCCAUAGCAAGACUAGCUCGAGAAAAGGAAAAAUUACAUUUAGAUCUUUUGAAACAGAAAAGAUCCAAUAAUAGUUUAGCCAAGCAGUUAAAAGAUGAAAGGGAGUUUUAUUUUAAGGAAAAAGAAAUUUAUUGUCAAGAAAUGAAUGAAUGUAAAAAAAUUAAAAGGUUAAUAAGUAGUUCUUCGUUAGCUGGCGAUGAUAAAACUGUAGCAGAAUGUAAAAGUGAAAUUAUGAAAUUGAAGCAAACUUUGAAUCAGACUUUGGAAGCUAAUUAUAAUUUAAGCAUAAAAUUUUUAAGAAUGAAAAACACAAAAACGUGUUUGAAGACGGAAUUCAAAACAAUGAAAUUGGAACAUGAAAAGUUGGAAAACGACUAUAAAAUGAAAAUAGAAAAUUUAACCUCGGAGCUGAAUGAUUUAGUAAAUGAAAAAUUGCAUAGUUCAAUUUCUCCAAGCAGUAAGAAAUAUCUACAGCUGGUUAAACAAAACGGUUGUUUAGUCUAUGAGAAUCUUUGUCUCCAGUUAGAAGUUGAUAAUCUCAAUUUAAAAUUUGAAAAGUUGAAAUUAGAAAGAACGAGAAGUGAAACCAAUAGUAGGCUAAAAUAUAUACACCACGAAAUUCCUACUAAAAGAAAUGAGAGGCCUGAUAAAAAAAAGCUUCAUAAAGAUCCGAAAAGAGUACGAAUUCAAGAUGAGACUCCUGAAAAACUGGAAAAAGAGCCUAGACCUUCUUGUAGUGGCAUUCAGUCAUCUAAAAAUGAAAAAGUUAUAAAAAUUUUUGAAAGAAAACAGACUGCUGGAGUACCCGAAAUCAAAAUAUUAAAUGAAAAAGAAACUAAAACGAAAAAGGCCAAAAAGAAAUCUCAAUCUAAUAUUAAUAGCCGCAAUAAAGAGAAAACAACUAAAGAAAAUGGCAAUGGCGAUCUGAGGAAUCCCUUUCCUCAAAUAGGUCCAGUUCUAGAAAAUUAUGAGAUAAAGAUAGAUGAGAAAUAUAUGCAGUCAUCGGCGGCCUCGAGUGUUUCAGUAGCACCCAGUUUAACGAGAAGUCAGUCAUCACCUGACAUUGUGCAGGGUACUUCCUUUUAUAAGACAAAUAUCAAGUAA
Anoplophora glabripennis (Asian longhorned beetle) is the source of this 1215-nucleotide messenger RNA. Its product is annotated as structural maintenance of chromosomes protein 4-like. Bases 1 to 1215 code for a protein of 404 amino acids. NCBI's taxonomy places the organism in Eukaryota, Metazoa, Arthropoda, Insecta, Coleoptera, Cerambycidae. The record is from RefSeq and is a predicted model, not a curated record. The transcript has 4 exons.